AUGCCAUUGGUGCCAGUUGUUACAGAGAUCAUGAUUGCUCAAAUGCUUUACUUGCAAUGGAUAGAUGCAAAAGAACCUAUUUUUAUCUACAUUAAUUCGACUGGAACAAUACGCGAUGAUGGCGAAACUGCAGCAUUGGAAAUAGAAAGUUUUGUUAUUUAUGAUGCUAUGAAGCAUAUAAAGAAUGAGAUUGAGACAGUAGCUGUUGGAGCUGCAAUAGGUCAUGCCUCUCUAAUUCUUGCCGAAGAGACAAAUGGUAGACGAUUUGCAAUGGCCCAUGCUCAAACUAUUGAUCUAACAACCUCGUCUUCCAUCUACCGGCCAAACGCAAGCAAGCGAUGA
This is a messenger RNA of Zingiber officinale, 342 nucleotides long. Its product is annotated as ATP-dependent Clp protease proteolytic subunit-related protein 3, chloroplastic-like. Gene Ontology annotation, biological process: protein quality control for misfolded or incompletely synthesized proteins. The record is from RefSeq and is a predicted model, not a curated record. Gene Ontology annotation, molecular function: ATP-dependent peptidase activity; ATPase binding; serine-type endopeptidase activity. Lineage: Eukaryota; Viridiplantae; Streptophyta; Magnoliopsida; Zingiberales; Zingiberaceae. The transcript has a single exon. Gene Ontology annotation, cellular component: endopeptidase Clp complex. Bases 1 to 342 code for a protein of 113 amino acids.